AAACGCAAGAAAGUUAGAAAAGUAGAAACCCACCUUCCCAAGAAGACGAUCACACUGUACACAGAACAGAAGAGGAAAAUCCCACAUGAGUUCUUCUGAGGAUAAAACAUGUGCUAUUUGCCUGGGGAGUGUGGAAACAGGGCAAGGCCAGGCUAUCUUUACAGCUGAGUGCUCCCACUCCUUCCAUUUCGCCUGCAUCGGCAACAGUGUCACACAUGGCAAUUAUCUUUGCCCUGUUUGCCGUGCUAGAUGGAAUGAUCUCCCGUUUGUUAUGCAAAACUUGAAUCUUAAUGCUAAUAAUAGUAGCAUAGAUCACGAAUCAUUCCAUGACAGCCGGAAUCUGUUUUUCCCCAACCCCCAACAACAACCCCCGGUGCGACGCCGCCCUGUAUUUGAGCCAGAGCCUCUUCAAUUUUCUGAUGACGAACCCCUGCCUGCUGUGACUACCGAUGUUUCACCUUCUGGCUUGCAGAAUGUCAGUAUCAAGGCUGUUCCAGAGCGCGCAGCUAUUGCUGCUUCAGAGUCUAUACCUCGUUUUGCAGUUCUUGUAGGACUAAGGGCACCAUCCCUAUCAGAAGAUGCUCGUCAGAUGCAACGUGCUCCUAUUGACCUUGUUACUGUGCUUGAUGUUAGUGGCAGCAUGUACGGAUCGAAGUUGAAUCUCCUUAAGCGUGCUGUUAACUUUGUUGUAGAUAACUUGGGCCCGCUUGACCGACUCUCAGUAGUGUCUUUCUCAACUCACGCUCGGAGAAUUUUUCCCUUGCGAAGAAUGACGGAGCAUGGCCGUGAUGACGCUAAACGGGCUGUAAAUUCACUUUUAGCGAGUGGUUCCACUAACAUUGUGGAAGGUCUGAAGAAGGGAGUUCAGGUUCUUGAAGAAAGGCAUCAUCACAACCCGGUAGCGAGUAUCAUAUUCUUGUCUGACGGGAGAGAUACUUGUAACUUUGGCUCUCAGCUUCCUACAUUCUCGAAUCAGAGACAGCCUCCUCAAUAUCUGCUUUUAUUGCCUGCUUCUAUCUGUCCUGGUAAUAGAGAAAAUCAAGACCAUGACCAGCGAGAGAUCUUUCCAGUCCAUGCAUUUGGUUUUGGCUCAGACCAUGAUCCUCUUACAAUGCAUGCCAUUUCUGAUUCAUCGGGCGGCACCUUCUCCUUCAUUGAGUCAUAUGAGAUGGUGCAAGAUGCCUUUGCAAGCUGUAUCGGCGGUCUCCUUAGCGUUGUAACUCAGGAGCUUCGUCUAAUGGUGAGAUCUGCUUCACACGGGGUGGAAAUUAAAUCAAUUCCUUCAGGAAGAUAUGCUAGUGAAAUCUCUGAUCAAGGAUCUCAAGGUACAAUUAAUGUUGGUGACCUUUAUGCAGAUGAGGAGAAAGAAUUCUUGGUUAACAUAUCAGUCCCAACACUCACGAAUGCUGAAGGUGAGGAAAGCGAGAGAAAGACGUCACUUUUGGAUAUCACGUGUUCGUACCGAGACGUCGUUUCAAAAGAGAUGGUACAGAUAGAUGGCGAUCUUGUUGAGAUACGACGACCAGAGUCUCCCUCCCCUCCAGAUUUGGUUGUAAAUUUAGAGGUAGACAGGCAGAGAAAUCGCCUCAAUGCCGCAGAAAGCAUUGCAGAGGCUCAACGAAUGGCAGAAACAGGCAAUCUGUUGGGUGCGCAAUCUCUUCUCUCAAACGGGAGAUCAGCUCUUCUUGCUUCACCAUCUGGCCAAGCUGGUGAUGGCCUUUGUAUGUGGCUUGAAGCCGAGAUGAAAGAAACCGAACAAAGAAUGGGAAGUCGGCACAGAUAUGAACGAGAAGGCCGGGCCUAUGCCCUCUCCAAUAUGAGUGCCCAUGGUUAUCAGAGAGCGACAACUAGAGGCAGCAGGGCAGCAGCUGCAUUUGGUGGAAGCGCUAGCUUUUAUAGCGGAGACUUGUCUGCCACAGAUAGUGCUAGUUUUAAUGGAUAUGUGACUCCCCUCAUGGCCAGUAUGGUAAGCAAAUCUCAGCAGCUUAACAAGACAGAAGAUGCUACUGCAAGCACACCUCAGCAGCUGAACAAGACAGAAGAUGCUACCCCAAACAAUUCUCAGCAGCUUAACAAGACAGAAGAUGCUACUCCAAGGCAAGAAUAGGCUCUUGUCAUCAUUGAUUGGUCAGGUAUUUCCUGAUGCUCUUUUCUCUCUGUUACGUUUCUCCUACGGCCCUUUUUGGUACUCGGGACAUGUUAAUUUCUGGUUAUGUGGAUUGAAGUGUCAUUCAGGAGAGCAAUGGAGAACAACUUAUACUGUGUAUAGAGAUCCAAGUUACCUGUUUUGGCAUUCUAGUCUAUAACCUGCCUAAUCUCAUGAUUCUUUAGAUGUUCUCAUGGUGGGACUCUUGUGAUCAAUCAUUUUGCAUAUGCUCAUUAUUGGGCUACACAAACUCGAUCCAUCUGACGCUGGAGUGACCGAUAUUAUCAUUGAUAUCGUUGCUCCAGUUUCAGUGUCUUGCGCUUGAUGUUGUGGAUCAUAACCAAAUGGUUUAAGAUGAUAGUGGAAAUACGAGUCCAGUCGAAGAUAAUAAUAGUGUAAUUUUCGACUCCAUUCGUACCCUGUCACUUAGGUUCCAGCUCCUCAAUUAUAUUCUUCCUCUUUGAUCACCCUUAGAUGAAAGUUAGAUUUUCUGGGGAAUGAUUGUUUGUGUUUCUUGAUUACAAAGCUUGCUUUUCUCAAACAAUGGCCAAAAGAGAAACCAGAAAUGCAUCUUAACCCCUCACUAUUUAUGUCACUAAAAAUAUCCCUCGAAGUCGCCAACACUAUGUUGAAUUGGCCAAAUCUGUGUCUCAAGUGCGAAUAAUUUUUUUUUUAUUUUUUUUGUGCCAUUUGGCCCUUUUUCAAUAAUCAAAAGAUUAGAUUUAAAAAAAAAUUAUGUCUUGAUAAAAAUUUAUUUCUAGCUUUUAGUCUCACACCGUAAUUAUUUUUUAUUUAAAUUUUUUGUAUGUCCAUCCAAUAAUUUUUUAGUUAUUGGAUUUAGUUGCAAUUUGCGUUUGGAUGAUCAGUUCUGAAAUUGUGAAUUUGAAGGUUAUAAUUAUUUUUUUUUCCAAAAUUAAUUAUUUCAAGAUUUGUCUCUUGUAUAAUUAAUAUGCAAAGUCCAGGUGAAAUGUGCGUCUAAAAAAGACGAGUUUAGGAUCGAAUAUCAUAUGAUUUCUUUAGGUCUGAAUUUUUAAGUGGGAUUUUUGCAAUAAUUAUGUUUUAAAAUAUUUUGUUCUUCUGUCAUCUUUGAUGGUGUUACGAGGGAGAGCUCAUAGAGAAAGACAUUAAAAUUAGGGAAAAAUUGUAAGUCCUGUAUGAUAUUGUAUUUUUGGUCCUACAGUUUAGAGGUUUCGCGGAUAAACAUUCUAGCAUUUUGGU
Molecule: messenger RNA, 3364 nt
Organism: Sesamum indicum (sesame)
Lineage: Eukaryota; Viridiplantae; Streptophyta; Magnoliopsida; Lamiales; Pedaliaceae
Product: E3 ubiquitin-protein ligase WAV3
Source: RefSeq, a predicted model, not a curated record